CGCGGCGGCAGAGCACCGGGCGCCCGGGCGGGGACAGUAGGCGCGCGAUGCCCGAGCCAAGCAGGCCGCCGCGCGCCCGGAUCCCGGCCGGGGAGGAUGCGCGCCGCGCGGGAGCGGCCGUGCGGGCGGUGCGAUGUUGGUGACCCGCGGGGACCGCGGCGGCGGGGAGCGCGCGCCCUCGCGGCGCCCGCGCUGCGGGCUGAUUCCAGCCGGAGCCGCGGCGCUGCUAGCUGGGGCCAGCUGCCUUUGCUACGGCCGCUCGCUGCAGGGCGAGUUUGUGCACGACGACGUGUGGGCGAUCGUGAACAACCCCGACGUGCGGCCCGGGGCCCCGCUGCGUUGGUCCGUCUUCGCUAAUGACUUCUGGGGCAAGGGCCUGGCGGACAGCACCAGCCACAAGUCCUAUCGGCCGCUGUGCGUGCUGUCCUUCAGGCUAAACAUAUUUCUGACUGGCAUGGACCCUUUCUACUUCCACGCGGUCAAUGUUAUUCUGCACUGCCUGGUGACCCUUGUGCUGAUGUAUACCUGCGAUAAAACGGUCUUCAAGAACCGCGGACUUGCAUUCAUCACAGCCCUGCUCUUUGCAGUGCACCCGGUCCACACCGAGGCGGUGGCUGGCAUCGUGGGCAGAGCUGAUGUGCUAGCGUGCCUCCUGUUUCUGUUGGCCUUUCUUUCCUACCAAAGGAGUCUGGCUCAGGACUGUGCAGGGCAGUGCUUCCCCCCAACGGCUUCUCCCUUCUUCCUGCUGCUCAGUUUGUUUUUGGGGACCUGUGCCAUGCUGGUGAAGGAGACAGGCAUCACCGUGUUUGGAGUGUGUUUGGUUUAUGAUCUCUUCUCGCCCUCCCACAAGCAGGACAGGUUGAGCAAUGGGGCGAUCUGUCAGCACAGUUCGGGGCAGCCAGGGAGCCCCCAGCCCUCCUCUCAGCAAGCCCACCCCCACCGUGAGAGCAGAAAGCAGCGCUUCCCACACAAAGACUCCUGGGGAGGCUGCCACUCACCAUUGCCACCAGAGCCCAAGAACAGUGGAUUCCCCAUGUCCCCGAGAGCGGUGUGGUCUCUGGUGAGGUGUCUGACAGGAAGCAGCAACAGAAAUUUCCUGCUUACCCUGAGACCAUUUUUAAAGAGGGCUAUUUUGGUCAUCAGUUAUGUGACCAUCAUUUUGUAUUUCCGCCUGUGGAUAAUGGGAGGAACUAUGCCCCUCUUCUCAGAGCAGGACAACCCAGCUUCAUUCUCACCAUACAUCCUUACAAGGUUCCUUACCUAUUCCUACCUCCUGGCCUUCAAUGUGUGGCUCCUGCUGGCACCCAUCACCCUGUGCUAUGAUUGGCAAGUGGGCAGUAUCCCUCUGGUGGAGACCAUAUGGGAUGUGAGGAACCUUGCUACCAUCCUUCUGGCAGUGGUGAUGGCCUUACUGAGCCUGCACUGUGUGGCAGCCUUCAAGAGGCUGGAGCACAAGGAAGUGUUGGCCGGCUUGCUGUUCCUCGUGUUCCCGUUCAUUCCAGCCAGCAACCUCUUCUUCAGGGUGGGCUUUGUGGUGGCCGAGAGAGUCCUGUACAUGCCUAGCAUGGGCUACUGCAUUCUCUUUGUGCAUGGACUGAGUAAGCUCUGUGCUGGGCUGAACCGGUGCGGGGCCUCCUCCCUGAUGGCGUCCACGGUGUUACUGCUGCUGCUGUUCUCCUGGAAAACCGUGAAGCAGAAUGAAAUUUGGCUGUCGAGAGAGUCCUUAUUCAGGUCUGGAGUUCAGACUCUACCCCACAAUGCCAAGGUUCAUUACAACUACGCCAAUUUCCUAAAAGACCAAGGUCGGAACAAGGAAGCGAUCUACCACUACAGAACCGCCCUCAAGCUGUACCCACGCCAUGCAAGUGCACUGAACAACCUUGGGACACUGACAAAGGACAUGGCGGAAGCUAAGAUGUACUACCAGAAGGCAUUGCAGCUCCACCCUCAGCACAACCGCGCACUUUUCAAUCUGGGGAAUCUCCUCAAGUCCCAGGAGAAAACAGAAGAAGCCAUCGUGCUGCUGAAGGAAUCAAUUAAGUAUGGUCCGGAUUUUGCUGAUGCCUACUCAAGCUUGGCCUCCUUACUGGCUGAGCAGGAAAGAUUUAAGGAAGCCGAGGACAUUUACCAGGCUGGAAUAAAGAACUGUCCGGACAGCUCAGACUUACACAACAACUAUGCAGUUUUCUUAGUUGACUCCGGCUUUCCAGAGAAGGCUGUGGAUCACUACCAGCAGGCCAUCCAGCUUAGCCCAAGCCAUCAUGUGGCUGUGGUAAACCUGGGCCGACUCUACAGGUCUCUAGGAGAGAACAGCAUGGCCGAAGAGUGGUACAGACGCGCCCUGAAGGUGGCCCGCACGGCUGAGGUACUGUCACCUCUGGGAGCGCUGUAUUACAACACUGGCCGACACAAGGAGGCAUUGGAAGUGUACAGGGAAGCUGUCUCACUCCAGCCUUCCCAGAGGGAUCUGCGUCUAGCUCUGGCACAGGUUUUAGCAGUGAUGGGUCAGACCACAGACGCUGAAAAGCUAACGAUCCACACAGUGUCUGAGGAGCCCAGGUGCCUGGAAUGCUACCGCCUCCUGUCAGCAAUCUACAGCAAGCAGGAGCACCAUGAGAAGGCGCUUGAGGCCAUAGAGAAGGCUCUUCAACUGAAGCCCAAGGACCCAAAAGUCAUAUCUGAACUUUUCUUUACAAAAGGAAACCAGCUAAGAGAGCAGAACCUUCUGGACAAAGCUUUUGAGAGCUACGAAACUGCUGUGACCCUGGAUCCUGACCAGGCACAGGCCUGGAUGAACAUGGGCGGCAUCCGGCACAUCCAGGGAAGCUAUGUGUCUGCCAGGGCCUAUUAUGAGAGAGCGCUGACGCUGGUCCCAGACAGCAAGUUACUGAAGGAAAAUCUGGCCAAGCUGGAUCGCCUGGAGAGGAGGUUACAAGAAGUCAGAGAACGGGAUCAAACAUAGAUUGAAAGAGGACACGGGCAUGUGGGACUCAGCUGGCUGGAAGAGGACAGAGCUGGGGAGGCCUUGCUUACACACAGCAGGCUCUGCCAGCCAGGCAGUCCUCUCCUGGUGGCACGGUGGGAGACAGCCACUGGUGACUGUGCUUAAAGAGUUGUUUCCAUGAAGAGACAAACAGCAGAGGAGAGCAGACUGUCUGCAGGGAAGGGAGACAGCCAGAGCGCGCUUUGCCUGCUCCUGUGUGAUUCCCAGUCCCAGGAUAGGAUAGUAAGCAGUGCUUUGGCAGCAGAUAGUGACCUCCAUUCUUACUAUAGCCCAGAAAUAUAGAAACUCAAAGUCCUGUAAACACAGCAGCUGUUCCUAAGAAAGGAUGCAUUCUCUGAAGUCAAGUUCAGUUAAUUCUCAAGAAUCUAGCGUCAGUGGUGAAGAGCAUUGGUAGCGCCCUGUGGAGUGCAGGGGAGCAGAACACUCGAUAGCUGGGCUUGAGCUAAUGUCCCCCAAGAGUAUCGCGAAGCACCUUUGGAGAAGUACAUUAAAUUCUACUCUGGUAUAUGGGGUUUUUUUAGUGCCUAAAACACCAAAAUGGAAUCUUCUACAAUUGUAUGUGGCUAUGUUUAUCUCUACAGGAAAAUCAAAGUUCAGCAUCCUUGAUUCUAUGGAAAUGUUUUAAAUGUUUGAACUGUAUUCCAGGUUUCACUAGUGUCGUGUCUCCACUCUGAACCUUGUGAGUGCAUUAAUCCUGCAGUUGGGACCCUGAAAUGUGUCGCUCAAGUGUGGAGCAGUGAGCUGCACUCUGCACAAGUGUGCAGAAGUGUUAAAGGUUUGGGCCAGAGAAGGGCUCUACUUUAUUCUCUUAAGGUCAAGACUUGUGAGAUUUAUUGUUUUGGAAAGAUAUAUUUGAGCACUGACGAAUCUUUACAUUGUGUUACAGAAUUCCUCACAGACUCUUUUAAAUUGAGGAGAAAGAGCUCUGUCGUUGACUUUGAGGUUUAGUGGGGAUUCUGUAUUUAAAAUACAAGUGAGUUUGGAGACUUCUUAGAGAAUACGCUAAAACUCUAGGAUGAAGUAAAAAUCCAUAAUUUUUUAAAAAUAUAUUUAUAUUUAAAAAUAAGGAAGGCAAAGUUGAAAUCACAAUAUGACAUUAUUUUUAGUGUUAUUUAUUGUAUAACUUAUAAAAUAUUUAAUAUAUAUCCAUAUCUUGUUUUUUUCCCUCUGUACAUAGUCAUUUUGAUAGCAGCUCUCAAAACCAAGCAUAUGAAAAUUGCAAGAUAGGAAAGCUUUCACAGUCUCCCAAAUCAUAUUGGUUAUUUGCCAAUAAAAGUAAUAGAGUUAGGGGCAGCUCAGUGUUUUGGGACUGAAGGAGUUAGAAGGGCUCGUCACUGAAAACAAAAACACCACAGGCCCCGCAGGUCCUGAUGCUGAGCCAGUCAUCACACAGACAUGAGAGCUGGAGAGCAAAAGCAUCUCACCAGUGCAGCCAGGCCCAAGGGAAAGCCCUCUGCUUCUUAUACCCCAGCAUCAGAGUGCGGUGCCUCUGGGUGUUAUUUUUGUAGCAGGUAAGUUGAAAUAAAUGGCUGAAAAUGUAUUUGGAAAGGCUUGUGGUGUGGUGUUGAUCCAACACACACCUGCUUUGGGGGGGGGCAGUUUUUGUCACCUGGUUUCUGUCAACAUUAUGUAAAUUACAAUAUCAUAAAUUGAUCUGGAAUCUUAUUUUUCCCAUCUAAGAUAUAAUAUAUAUUCUAUAUUAAGAAAUAUAUCCAAAAAAAGAAAUAUAACUUUAGUCCCAAGGUCAAAAAAAUGUACUAUAAUGUUUAUUAUAAAAUAAUUUCUAGCCCCUAAGUUGGAUGGCAGGGACCCUUGGUAAAAGUCACCUCUUAGUUAUAAUAGUCUUUAACAAAAUGGAUGCAUUAAAAAAGUAAUGGGAUAGAUUGGACUACAAGGACUUUGCCUUACAGAAAAUGCUUCGGAAGAUCUCAAUAUACGCUUGCUAGAAUAAUUAAAAAGGCAAUUACAAAGUAAACCUUUCAGAGAAGAAAAAGCCACGUGAGGUCUAGGAGACUGCUGUAUCUGGUCCUCUCUUCUUUCUCCUUUGUCUCCCCACUUUGGCACCUCCUGAAGCAGUAAAAAUAAGCACUGCUUACAAAGAAAAGCCAAGUCAGCUUGCUUUGUUGGCCCAGAUAUCUUGGAUCCUUUAUUGAAAUGAGCCAGUGAGAUAGUUUCCACAGUUGAAACGUUUCCUGAGAGAAAAUCAAUCGCAAACUGUUUGAGUGUAUUUCAUUGAGUGUAUUUUGUAACAUGCUAUUUGGUCCUUGUGACGAGGAAUAGUAAGUGGGCAUCGUCUUUAUUGCAGUAGAAACAGAGCCUGGCAUGUCAUGAAAAUGCAUCUGCUUUGCCGUUAGCAAGCUUGUGCUCUACGGUGGCUGGAGAGCUGUUUCGGAAGCCUAGGAGCAGAGCUGGCUUUGUCCUAGCAGUGCCUCAUCUGAGACUCAGACCCAGGACCUUGAGCACACCAGGAGACAUGCUCCCUCUGAGCUCUGACCUCAGCUAAAUUUAUUCUUAAUGUUUUUUUGUUUGUGUCCAGCCCCGUGUCUCAGAAUUCUGAAACAUGCUUUAGGUAGGAAGGAGACAAAGAACAAAUCAGGAUUUGCUUGGCCUGUUCUGAACCCCCAGCAUAGCAUGCCUGAAGUUCUUCCUUCUGUUACACACAGAGCCCUUACACACAUCCUUGCAGCCCCUCCCACCACCACCAUUCCUUGUCAGGCCUGCCCUUCUUCCUACCCAGCCCCAGCCCAUGUCAUGACAUCCACCCAGACAGCAGUCCUCCUCCAUUCAUGUGCCCGUUGACAUAGAAGUUAUAGGAAUGGCUUGGGGAUUAUUUGGUUAGGAUUUUUUUUCAAAAUGAUUCAAAUGAUAUUAAUGUCAUUAAUAAAACCUGCUUUGGUGGUGGCAUGCAGGUGAAUGGACCAAAAAUGUGGAGACCAUGGAGAAUAGUGUGCUCUUUGAGGCCCGGUGCCCUUUUUUGUUUGUGUAGUUUUGGAGUUGGAACUUUGUGGAUGCCAGGAGAGCCUUCUAUCACUGGCUACCAGUGACACCUCAGCCUCGGAGUUGUUUCUUUUGAAGUUUGGUCAACAUUAGUAUGCAGGUUCUCUUUUGAAGUCUCCAGCAGAAUUUCACAGGCUCUUUGCAGCUUUCAGUCAAGACUUAAUAAAAAUUCUAAACCACACUGUAGAAGCCAGCCAGUUGUGACUGAUGUGACUGAACUGAGGGAGAAAAAGGAAGCAAAUGUCCCAUUUCUCGUGAUUGUUAGCAGACAGUUUAUAUCCUUCUGAUUAGCAGCAUGGGCUGGUACUAAGGCCCUCCCUCCAGCACAGGGCCUCCCAGUACUGACUGCCCUUAGAGAACCAGGACCCUCCUACAUGCCCUAAGACCCAGCUUUCUGGUGCUAGCAAAGUCCUGCAGGGCUGAGCACUUUAACUAAAGAAACUUGUGACUUUUAUCAAGGGAUGUUAGUAAAAUGACAAUUCUGUUUCUAGAUUGGACUAAAAUGAGCCAAAGAACUCAAAGAAUGAGUCGUUGCCCCAUGGUUUGGUCAAGGCCAGUUCCUCUAGUUGGACUGGCAGGUGGCUGAGUAGGGUGGCUUUAUGCUUGUGGCAACUGGACUGUAAUUUACCCUUCCAUUUAGAAAUGAAGGAGAGGCACCACCUUGCUAUGAGCAUGUACCAGGAAAGGUACCAAACAUAACAAAUGAAAAUAACAAAAACCUGAUUUCUUUGGACUCUUAGAAGGUGUUCAUCACUCUGUAUUUGCCUCUGCCUGUCUCUCUCUGCUUGGCACAGACACUGGUGUUGUUUAGUUCUUGAUUAGACUUAUUCAAACUCAUUGUUUUAUGAGCCAGGUGGUGGUGGUGCACACCUUUAAUCUCAGUACUUGGGAGGAAGAGGUAGGCAGAACUCUGACUUACAAUCCAGCCUGGUCUACAAAGUGAGUUCCAGGAUAGCCAUGGCUACACAGAAAAAACAAACCGUGUAGCUGUACUAAGGAGUUGGGUUUUUCUUGCUUUCUUAUUUUCAUAUCACAGUUUCCAUUGUAGGUUGGUGUUGCCCAAAUACUACGGCAAAGCCCAAGCAUCUAAAAGGCAUCCUUUCACAUGUAAAAGUAUAGAAGUCUGCCAAACCUCCCUUCCAGAUAGCAGCUGUAUAAGCUAAGGCUAUGGAAUACCAAAAACAAUGUCAGAAAUAUAAUAAUUCUUGCCAUUAUUCUGAGUUUUCAAUGCAAGGCAUGUUGUAUAGUUCUGAAAACACUUCCAAUAUUUUUGUUUCUAUGAUCUCUUUGUUCCGAGAAAACAGAUAAAUAACUGGUAGUACCAACCACGGCUUCCUAUCAAAGUGGGAUUACAGGAUAGAAAAAAUAGGGGAAGCCACCUGUUGGCUCAUAUUAAAAUAUUUCAUUUUGAUCAUUUGAACUCUUCUGAUUAAAGCCACCAGGACAUGUGUCUUUAAAAAGAGACAGACAGCACCUCCCAAUGCAUAGUCCUGGUCUGAUUAUAAAUGUAGGUCAUCAGCUAUUCCUCUCUAAGUGGAAGCAUCUGUGUUCAGAAAUCCAGGAUAUCUUCUCAUUGUCAGGGGCACACACUCUAUAUUCAUAGCGAAUCUGGAAGUUCCUAAUGUGCAUAUCCUUUGGGGGUUCUUUAGCUGUCGGCCCAUCAUGGGGGCAUACUAGCUCAAGAUUAGUACUUCAGAGUUCUAAUCGUAGUGUCACCCUGAGGAGCUGCAUCGCUGUGGCAGGUUGGUAUGUCUCAGUGGAGUUUGUCCCCCAUGGAGCACUGUUCUGGCCAAUGGUUCCGGGAAUACCAUGAACCUCUUCAAUGCAUGGAAAAGCACUAUACAUCUGCGGAGAUAAUGAUCUUGACCCGCCCCCCCCCAUUAUUCUUGGUAGUGAGCACUACAACCACAACAAAACACAUAAACAACCCUGGGAAGGAUUGGGUUGCCAAGGUAACAUAACAAGAGUAGCAACUCUUACUUUACAGUCUGUGUGCUUAAAGUUCUCGUAGUGACCCUGUCAGCUUUCCUGGGAGAAAAGAUAACUUUUUCUCCCAGGGAACUGAGAUGUCUGCAGAGGCCAGAGCUUGUUUUGAUGUGUGGAAGUCACUGUAUUUGCUGUCAGGACCUUGUUCUUUGUUCCCACUGCUCAAUGUUCCUGUUUUGAGUGAUUGUAUAUAAAUGUACACCUGCUUUAUUUUUGCUAUGCUGCUUAAAAUAUUUCUCCAUGUAAGUCUGACUGUAUACUUUGCCUAAGUCUUUCAAAAAUAAAAAUGUCUAUUUUAUA
Apodemus sylvaticus (European woodmouse) is the source of this 8287-nucleotide messenger RNA. RefSeq names its product transmembrane O-mannosyltransferase targeting cadherins 1 (gene Tmtc1). Lineage: Eukaryota; Metazoa; Chordata; Mammalia; Rodentia; Muridae. The transcript is spliced from 20 exons. Gene Ontology annotation, biological process: RNA processing; protein O-linked glycosylation via mannose. The record is from RefSeq and is a predicted model, not a curated record. The coding region runs from base 134 to 2962 and encodes 942 amino acids. Gene Ontology annotation, molecular function: protein binding; mannosyltransferase activity.